AAAUCCUAUUUCUUUUCGGUUUUGUGUAUUUGUCAAUUUGUUGCAAUUCUGUGGGUUGUUGUUAAAAAAAAUCUUCAAAAUUUUUUUCAAACUUCAAACUUUUCUACAAAAUAAAAGCAGCAAAAUCUUAAUAAUUCAGAACAUCAUUUUAAACAAAUUAAGUUAAGAAAAUAACAAAAUUAUGUGUGCUCAACUUAUUUGUGAAGUUCCCGAUGAAUGUAUUCAAAACACACAGCCAGCAACUGAAGGUCAUUGCGGCGACAAUUGCCCAACACAAUGUGAUCCCUGUCAAGCUCCUUUGAAAUAUCCACCAUGUCCUCCCACAGGAGAUUGUAAUUGUAGAUGUGAUUGUGGUGAUUAUUCAGGUUGUUGUUAUCAACAACCCACUAGAACUUUACCCAUAAAACCUCAAACAAGUAUUAUGCGUGCCACGCAACCUUUAGAAACUGAAACUAUUUAUAAAUGUUCUUAUCCCGGCAAUUAUGGCGAAACGUUUAAAGCCAAACCUGUUAAACCUUGUAAUAAUAUUUCCUCCAUAAAAGCGCCUAUGGAAAAAUGUACUAUACAAAAAUUAUCUUAUAUGCCUCAUCAAUGUGUGGCACGAGCAGAAGCCAUAAAACCCAAAGAUAAUUGUUUAAAUUUUCGUGGUCCUUUAUAUGCCAUAACCUCACAAAAACAUGAUUUUAUGCCCAAGGGUUAUUGUAGAAGAGAACCAAUUAAACCGAGACAGGGUAUAUGGAAAUCUUGUGAUCCCUUAGAGCGCUGUACGGUUAAUAAACUUUCUUAUAUGCCAGUGGAUGUAUGCAAGAAUCCACCGCCUAAGCCUAUAAUACAAACCUAUAAUUAUGUACGUCCUACGGCUCCAGGGGAACAGUGUACUAUACAAAAAUUAAGUUAUCUGCCGGUAUGUUUACCGCCUAAAGAACCUAUGCCUUGGGCUGAGAGAUCACGCUGCCCACCACCUAAAUAUGAAAAUCUAGUUACCACCUAUAAUUUAAGUUAUAUACCCAAUUGUAAUACUCAUCGUAUAGCGCCCAUAAUGCCUAUGAAUGGCCUUCGGUUCCUAGGUACCGAUUGUAAUGAUGGCAAAACUGUCUACAAACUUAGUUAUAUUGGCAACGAUGCUCGUUGUUGUCGUCCUGCACCAGUUUUACCCUUACAUGGUCUUGAAAUGCCUACGGGACCUAUGGAGAAGUGUACGGUGCAAAAACUGUCUUAUCAACCAAAUUAUUGCACGGGACGAACAGCUGCCAUUAGACCACGUGAAAAUUGUAUAAAACCUUCUGGACCCAUGUACUUUAUGACAACUCAAAAACAUGAUUUUGUACCAAAACCAAUUUGUCGCCGAGGCCCCAUAAAACCACCCUCGCUCAUUUGCCGUCCCUCGGGUGAUUUCGAAAAGUGUACUGUUAAUAAAUUGUCUUAUUUGCCUGUUAAUGUGUGUGAAUAUCCACGUCCACCUGCAGUUAAGCCACCCACAGGUAUUAGCCGUCCUGAGGGGAGCAUGGAGAAGUGUACUACUUAUAAAUUGAGUUAUAUACCGAAUUGCAUAAUGCCCAAGGAACCUUUACCAUGGGCUAGGGCUUCUAGUUAUGUUAAACCCACAGCUCCGAUAGAAAAAUGUACGAUACAGAAAUUAAGUUAUGGACCACCGGGAACCUUUAAUAGAUGUGGAGCCUGUUGCAAUCAAAAUAAUAAUAACAACUCAAGUUUUCCAAAGGCAGGCAUUUGUUAACAAGAGUAUAAGUAAAUGUUUCCAGCACUUUUAUGUUAAAGUAUCAAAACAUUUGUCCCUUGUCCUUAUAUCCCUUUAAUAAACUGUGAAAGAACUUUGUAUUUUGUAUAAUAAAUGUUUAUACAUUUUUAUAAAUUUCA
This is a messenger RNA of Lucilia cuprina (Australian sheep blowfly), 1875 nucleotides long. RefSeq names its product stabilizer of axonemal microtubules 1. Gene Ontology annotation, molecular function: microtubule binding. The transcript is spliced from 3 exons. Bases 182 to 1735 code for a protein of 517 amino acids. Gene Ontology annotation, biological process: microtubule anchoring. The record is from RefSeq and is a predicted model, not a curated record. Gene Ontology annotation, cellular component: ciliary basal body; axonemal microtubule; sperm flagellum. Lineage: Eukaryota; Metazoa; Arthropoda; Insecta; Diptera; Calliphoridae.